Molecule: messenger RNA, 1527 nt
Organism: Tremella mesenterica DSM 1558
Lineage: Eukaryota; Fungi; Basidiomycota; Tremellomycetes; Tremellales; Tremellaceae
Exons: 6
Coding region: 1-1527 (508 amino acids)
Molecular function (GO): zinc ion binding
Source: RefSeq, a predicted model, not a curated record
AUGUCCUUCCGACGUCCAUUCACCUUCUCAUCCAACUCCAACUCACCUCAACCUCAAAGAUCACCAUAUGGAACAGAUGAAGAUUAUGUUGAUUCUUCCCUAACUUCAACAACACCAUCAAGAACUAUGUUACAUGCUUUAGCCGAUGAUACAAUACAUUCCACCAGACAUGUUCCAAGUGGAUAUAAUACCGGUAUAGACGAAUCGUCACGUUUUGAGGAGAUACCUGGAAGUUGGAAUGUAAAGCUAGAAGAAAGUAAUGAAAUGAGUAGGGAUGAUAGGGAUGAUACUCCCUUACGUGUAUAUACCGAAGUGGAUGAUGAUGAAAGAUUAGGUAGAGAAGAUACACCUUUGAGGACUUAUACAGAAGUGGAAGAAGAAGAGAGCAGAAACUCGGAAGGUCGAUCAGGAGAACGUUCAGGUUCAAGAAGAAGGAUGGAAGGAAGAACAGAAGAGACUCAUUCUGAUUACGAGGGAAGAAGGGAGGGGAGAAAUGAGGAUGAGGAAGAAGAAGAUGAUAGACAAUGUAGGAUAUGUUUAGCUGGUGUGGAAGAGGAAGAAACUAUGGGAAGACUUAUAAGUCCUUGUUUAUGUAGUGGGAGUAUGCGGUAUGUACAUGUCAAUUGUAUAAACGCAUGGCGAGGGACUGGAACGAAUGCAAAAGCUUUUUUAGAAUGUCCUCAGUGUCAUCAUCAAUAUCGACUUCGAAGAACCCUAGUCUCUGGUCUCGCAACAUCUCGUCCUAUCCUCCUUUUCCUCUCCAUAUUCCUCUUCUUCCUCCUUUCCCUCCUCAUAGGUCAAUUCGUCCUCUUUCUCACCGCUUCACCUCUCCGUAACAUUCUCUCCUCCCGAUCUCCAUUCCGAACAUUCAACGAUUACAUGUGGUCUGACGAUUUGGACGAUUCUCCCGUCGUAGUCGUAUCCGGUGGUGGUGCAUUAGUAUACGACAUUUUCACCGGUGCUAUCUCCACAUUUUCCUCUGUCGCUAAUUCCAUUGCUAAGUCACACACCUCCAUCCCUACUCCAUUAGCUUCGUUCGGUUUCGCUCUCAUCGCUAGGUUCUUACUCGGAUUAGCGGUAUUAGGAAGUAUCUCUUUUCUCUCACUCAUGCUUUCUCUCAGUCUAUUCGGACCUAUGCAACUUGCCAAUGGAGUCAGGGGUACAGGUUUAUUCGGUUCUUUACGACGUAGAGGUAAUAGAGGUGGAAGAGAUUUAGGAGAGAUAACGAUCGUGUUUUUCGUUCUUAUUGGAGCGAUAAAUACCCUUCGUCAGACUUAUGGUGUGGUUCAGAGAUUGACCCGGGUCUUGUUGAGAUAUGUCGAGACACAGAUUUUAGAAGUCAACUCGGGGGAUGUGAGAAGAGCUAGGGAAAGACAGAGAGGUGAAGAAUGGUGGAAGGUUUGGUGGAGGGAGAAGAGAUGGAUGAGUUUUAGAGGAUGGGGAGAAGUUGGAUUGAGAGCUAGGGUUGAGAUGCAGGAAAGAGCUAGGGAGUUGAUGAGAGGUAGACAGGAAGAUCAUGAGGAGUAG